This is a messenger RNA of Gigantopelta aegis, 5401 nucleotides long. RefSeq names its product fibrillin-2-like. Bases 1 to 5034 code for a protein of 1677 amino acids. Gene Ontology annotation, molecular function: calcium ion binding; protein binding. The transcript has 43 exons. NCBI's taxonomy places the organism in Eukaryota, Metazoa, Mollusca, Gastropoda, Neomphalida, Peltospiridae. The record is from RefSeq and is a predicted model, not a curated record.
AUGGUCACUCACAUCAACGAAUGUACAGACGGAAGUGCCACUUGUCACAACGAUGCAGACUGUACUAAUACUGUUGGAUCCUACAACUGUUCGUGUAAGACAGGAUACUCAGGAGAUGGAAGGAACUGUACAGAUAUCAACGAAUGUACAGACGGGAAUCACACUUGUCAUCAGGAUGCAGACUGCACUAAUACUGUUGGAUCCUACAACUGUUCUUGUAAGACAGGAUACUCAGGAGAUGGAAGGAACUGUACAGACAUCAACGAAUGUACAGACGGAAGUGCCACUUGUCACAACGAUGCAGACUGCACUAAUACUGUUGGAUCCUACAACUGUUCGUGUAAGACAGGAUACUCGGGAGAUGGAAGGAACUGUACAGACAUCAACGAAUGUACAGACGGAAGUGCCACUUGUCACAACGAUGCAGACUGUACUAAUACUGUUGGAUCCUACAACUGUUCGUGUAAGACAGGAUACUCAGGAGAUGGAAGGAACUGUACAGAUAUCAACGAAUGUACAGACGGGAAUCACACUUGUCAUCAGGAUGCAGACUGCACUAAUACUGUUGGAUCCUACAACUGUUCUUGUAAGACAGGAUACUCAGGAGAUGGAAGGAACUGUACAGACAUCAACGAAUGUACAGACGGAAGUGCCACUUGUCACAACGAUGCAGACUGCACUAAUACUGUUGGAUCCUACAACUGUUCGUGUAAGACAGGAUACUCGGGAGAUGGAAGGAACUGUACAGACAUCAACGAAUGUACAGACGGAAGUGCCACUUGUCACAACGAUGCAGACUGUACUAAUACUGUUGGAUCCUACAACUGUUCGUGUAAGACAGGAUACUCAGGAGAUGGAAGGAACUGUACAGAUAUCAACGAAUGUACAGACGGGAAUCACACUUGUCAUCAGGAUGCAGACUGCACUAAUACUGUUGGAUCCUACAACUGUUCUUGUAAGACAGGAUACUCAGGAGAUGGAAGGAACUGUACAGACAUCAACGAAUGUACAGACGGAAGUGCCACUUGUCACAACGAUGCAGACUGCACUAAUACUGUUGGAUCCUACAACUGUUCGUGUAAGACAGGAUACUCGGGAGAUGGAAGGAACUGUACAGACAUCAACGAAUGUACAGACGGGAGUGCCACUUGUCAUCAGGAUGCAGACUGCACUAAUACUGUUGGAUCCUACAACUGUUCUUGUAAGACAGGAUACUCGGGAGAUGGAAGGAACUGUACAGACAUCAACGAAUGUACAGACGGGAGUGCCACUUGUCACAACGAUGCAGACUGUACUAAUACUGUUGGAUCCUACAACUGUUCGUGUAAGACAGGAUACUCGGGAGAUGGAAGGAACUGUACAGAUAUCAACGAAUGUACAGACGGGAAUCACACUUGUCAUCAGGAUGCAGACUGCACUAAUACUGUUGGAUCCUACAACUGUUCUUGUAAGACAGGAUACUCAGGAGAUGGAAGGAACUGUACAGACAUCAACGAAUGUACAGACGGAAGUGCCACUUGUCACAACGAUGCAGACUGCACUAAUACUGUUGGAUCCUACAACUGUUCGUGUAAGACAGGAUACUCGGGAGAUGGAAGGAACUGUACAGACAUCAACGAAUGUACAGACGGAAGUGCCACUUGUCACAACGAUGCAGACUGUACUAAUACUGUUGGAUCCUACAACUGUUCGUGUAAGACAGGAUACUCGGGAGAUGGAAGGAACUGUACAGACAUCAACGAAUGUACUGAUGGUAGUGCCACAUGUCACCAGGAUGCAGACUGCACUAAUACUAUCGGAUCCUACAACUGUUCUUGUAAAACUGGCUACUCUGGAGAUGGACGCAAUUGUACAGAUGUUGACAAGUGUUCGACAGGAACAGACGACUGUGAUACAAACGCCGAAUGUUUUAAUAUCCCGGGGUCGUUUGCAUGUUCGUGUAGGGCUGGGUACAGAGGAGAUGGGAAAACAUGUAGCGACAUUGACGAAUGUACAGACGGGAGUGCCACUUGUCAUCAGGAUGCAGACUGCACUAAUACUGUUGGAUCCUACAACUGUUCUUGUAAGACUGGCUACUCAGGAGAUGGCAAGACCACGUGCACAGACAUUGACGAAUGUACAGACGGGAGUGCCACUUGUCAUCAGGAUGCAGACUGCACUAAUACGGUUGGAUCCUACAACUGUUCUUGUAAGCCUGGCUACUCAGGAGAUGGCAAGACCACGUGCACAGCUGUCAAUGCAUGUGUGGCGGGCUCCAACGACUGUGAUGCGAAUGCCGACUGCAACAAAACUGCUGAUUCGUACAUUUGUACCUGCAGAAACGGAUUCUCUGGAAAUGGAAAAUCAUGUACAGAUAUUAAUGAAUGUACUGCUGGAACACAUAACUGCCACCUCCAGCGUGCGAGCUGCACCAAUCUAGAAGGAUCCUAUUUGUGUAUUUGCUUUGAUGGUUAUUCUGGAGAUGGAAGAACAUGUUUAGAUGUCAACGAGUGUACGGGUACAAACCAGUGUGACACGAAUGCAGAUUGCACGGACACUAUUGGAUCAUAUUCAUGUAGAUGCAGAACUGGUUUCGUGGGAAAUGGCAGACAAUGCACAGAUGUUAACGAAUGUAGUUCUGGCCAACCCACUUGCAAUGUGAACGCUGACUGUACCAACACACCUGGCAGCUAUAGUUGCUCGUGUAAGCAGGGAUAUACUGGGGAUGGUUUCACCUGCGUUAUAUCAGAUGUUGACGAGUGUGCUCUUGGAACCUACACCUGUGAUGUGAAUGCUGAUUGUGUAAACACCGCCACCUUAUAUAGAUGUGAAUGCAAAUCUGGAUACUCUGGCAGUGGAAAAACAUGUUCAGAUAACAAUGAAUGCAAUUUGGGAACACACGCUUGCGACAGCAAUGCCUUUUGUACAAAUACUGUAGGAUCAUAUUCUUGCUCAUGCAAGCCUGGUUUUGUCGGAACGGGGUAUUACUGCUCAGAUAUCAAUGAAUGCACGGGACUCAACAACAACUGUGACGUGAAUGCCUUCUGCACCAACACGUUUAGUUCAUAUACGUGCACCUGUAAAACGGGUUUCACUGGGAAUGGAAUCUCCUGUUUAGACAAUAACGAAUGUGCUUCUGGACAAGGCUUGUGUCAUGUGAAUGCUGACUGCGUCAACGAGAAAGGCACAUAUACAUGUGUGUGCAAAGCUGGUUACAAUGGCGAUGGCCUCACCUGUACAGAUAUUGACGAGUGUGCUCUACAAACCGACAGGUGUCACAGCGCCGCUCGCUGUACAAACACACCUGGAUCUCACACCUGCACCUGUCUGGCGGGGUACAGUGGAAACGGAGUUACCUGUUCCGAUAUCAACGAGUGUACUCAAGGAACUCAAGCUUGUGAUAAAAAUGCAGACUGUAGUAAUACACAGGGGUCGUAUAAGUGUACGUGUAGACCAGGUUACAUUGGCAGUGGGUUUAGCUGUGCAGAAAUUAACGAGUGCAGUUCAGGAAUACACAGCUGUGAUGCCAAUGCUUUCUGUACAAACACCAAGAAUUCCUACACAUGUACCUGCAAGUCUGGCUUCACAGGCGAUGGGCGCAGCUGUCAAGAUAUCAACGAGUGUACUAAAGGAACUCAUACAUGUGACGUCAAUGCAAACUGUAGUAAUGCCCAGGGGUCGUACAGGUGCACGUGCAGACCAGGCUAUGGUGGCACUGGACUCAGUUGUACAGAUACUGACGAGUGUGCUGUGGGAUCUCACGGGUGUGAUGUUAACGCGGUGUGUAGAAACACAGUAGGCUCCUACACCUGUACCUGCAAGCCGGGAUUCACACCAGUCGGUCGAACGUGUCAAGAUAUUAACGAGUGUGUGUCAGGGACACACAGGUGUGAUGUUAACGCUGUCUGUACAAACAAUGGAGGGUCGUACUCGUGUACCUGCAAGGUUGGCUUCACUGGAGAUGGUCACACCUGUCAAGCGAUGGAUAGGUGUGCUACUGGAACACACGGCUGUCACCAAUUUGCAACCUGCGUUACGACUCCGGGUUCGUUCAGGUGUGUCUGCAAUGAUGAAUUCACUGGCGACGGUGUAACCUGCAGUGAUAAGAACGAGUGCACGCUGGGAACAGCGCAGUGUAGCGACAAAGCCGACUGUGUUAACUCAGUUGGGUCGUAUUAUUGCGACUGUAGGAGUGGUUACCAGGGGAACGGAUUCCAGUGUACAGAUAAAAACGAGUGUGUUCUAGGAACACACACCUGUGCAAGUGAUACACAGUGUGUGAAUACAAUAGGCUCCUACAGGUGUGCCUGUGCUGAUGGUUACAUUCAUGAUGGAAUAUCAUGUAAAGAUAUAAACGAGUGCACUCUGGGAACUGACCGAUGCAGUCGACACGCAGUCUGCUCCAACACUGUUGGUUCCCACACGUGUCAGUGCAACACUGGCUUCUCUGGUGAUGGUGUUAUUUGUGCAGAUAUUAACGAGUGUGACGUUGGAACCCAUGCAUGUCACGCUAAGGCUACGUGUAUUAAUAUGCUGGGGACAUAUGACUGUAUUUGUAAAACUGGUUUCAGAGGCAAUGGGAGAUUUUGCUCAGAUAUUGAUGAAUGUGCGGAUGUAACGCUUGGAUGUCCUGCUAGCCUCAACUGCACUAACCUGGUCGGCUCAUUCACCUGCGACUGUCAACUCGGCUACUCGUGGAAUGGAACCAACUGCACGGAUACGGACGAGUGUUCAGCUGGCGUGCACGGAUGCCACUCCAAUGCUGAGUGUAUCAACACACGCGGGUCUUUCAAGUGUACCUGCCGCGUUGGCUUCACAGGAGAUGGGUUUGCUUGUGCAGCUCUGCCAGCGUCAAAUAGACCGUCUGAAUUUAAUGAAUUAGGUGGCCUAAUUGGUGGAGUGGUAGCCGCUGUGUUGAUUAUUACUAUCAUCAUCAUUGCGAUUUUCUCUUUGACACGGCAUGAAAUAAAUGUACAGAAACGGAAGAAAGAAAUGAGGGAUGAGAUUGAGAAUUCCAGUGGAACUAUAGACUACUUCAAAGUUGCUCCUCAUUAACAGCAUCAUGCUAGAAAUAGUUAGCUGAUGACUCUUUGCUCACCAUUGAUUGUAUGAUUUUGAGCCUAAGUGAAUGUCAUCACACUGCCAACACAUGUGAUAUGUUUUGCUUCUUUUACAUUUUUUUCAUCAAAUGUUAUGUUGAACUAUUAGCAGACUGUCUGCGUUUGUGUCUUGCGGAUGACAGUGCCUUUUGUACGUAUUAUAUUGCACAAUGGACAAAUCAUAGAUGAUUUAAUGAUUAUAAGAAUACAUAAUGUGGAUAAUUGUAGUGCAACUAACUUUAUGCUUUUUGCAAAUGUAAACUCUGUUAUAGCCGAUUAUUUUGCUGUUUUUGUUGUAUUUUGUUUUUAUUAAAUAUCAGAAC